Molecule: messenger RNA, 1041 nt
Organism: Saccharomyces kudriavzevii IFO 1802
Lineage: Eukaryota; Fungi; Ascomycota; Saccharomycetes; Saccharomycetales; Saccharomycetaceae
Gene: VPS74
Product: Vps74p
Exons: 1
Coding region: 1-1041 (346 amino acids)
Biological process (GO): Golgi vesicle budding; Golgi organization; Golgi to plasma membrane protein transport
Cellular component (GO): trans-Golgi network; cytosol; Golgi cisterna
Molecular function (GO): phosphatidylinositol-4-phosphate binding
Source: RefSeq, a predicted model, not a curated record
AUGUCUACUUUGCAACGUCGUAGAGUCAAUAGAGCAGAUUCUGGAGAUACAUCCUCCAUGCAGUCAAUGUCUAACAACGACAAUUCCAAGGGCGACAAAAUUGCUAACAUUGGUAUCGAUGAUGAUGAUAGCGGAGCCAACAAAAAAAUUGCAUAUGACCCAGAAGAAUCGAAAUUGAGGGAUAAUAUCAAGAUCCCAACUCUGACUUUGAUGGAGGAGGUCUUGCUGAUGGGUCUAAGAGAUAGAGAGGGGUAUUUAUCAUUUUGGAAUGAUAGCAUCUCAUAUGCUCUACGUGGUUGUAUACUUAUUGAAUUGGCGUUAAGAGGCAAAAUCAGAAUCUUAGAUGACUCCGCCAGGAAAAGAUUUGAUCUUUCUGAAAGGCUGGUUGAAGUUGUUGACGGUUCCAAGACUGGAGAAGUUUUACUGGAUGAAACUUUGCAAUUGAUGAAAAACGAUGAACCUUUAACUAUUUCUAAUUGGAUUGACCUUUUAAGCGGUGAAACUUGGAACCUUUUAAAGAUUAACUAUCAAUUGAAACAGGUCAGAGAAAGGUUGGCCAAAGGAUUGGUUGAUAAAGGUGUAUUAAGGACGGAGAUGAAAAAUUUCUUUUUGUUCGACAUGGCCACGCAUCCUAUCGCGGACGCAAGUUGCAAAGAAGCUAUCAAGCGUAGAGUACUCUCCGUACUGGUAUCGAGGAACAUGGAACUAAGUUACAAUGAAUAUUUCCCGGAAACAACCUCUUUUAAAAUCAUUAGAACCUUAGCUUUAAUAUGUGGAUCAUAUGGAGCAAACGUAUUAGAGAAUGUUUUGACUACGUUGGAAUAUGAGAAGAGGGACAAGGCAAUCAAUAGAGCUGAAGAGAUAAUGGCACAGUUUUCGCAGUAUCCGUUUGAUUUAGAAAAGGAGACUGAAUUAGGCGUCUCCGUUAAUUUAAAUAAAGAAGUCAAAGAAGAAAUAGAAAACAAUACUGGCCAUGAUUUGCAAUUGGAAGUUAUCGCUGGUGUAUUUGAGGUCUUUUCAAGAAUGGAUAUGCUAUUAUGA